AUGACCAUGGCCACCUCCACCCCAUCACUCCAAGACAAUCUCGCCUUCAUCUAUACAAUGCUAUCAACGAAGUCACACAACCCAGAAGCAGCAGCCCAAGACAUCUGGCAGACAAUCGUGCCUCAAUGGUUCACUCCCUCCGAGGGUUAUAGAUGGGCCAUGAAGGCGCCCAAUCUCACCAACAAUAAAACGCCCGAUAGUACCGUCAUCCAAGUUAUCCAAGUUAUCGAGAUACCAGCAGUUUCAUUUGAGUGUAUCGAACAUCCAAUCUUCAUAGUCGUUUGCAAGCACUCAUGCAGCGAUAACGAUACCCCACUAGACUGGGAUGAGACCAUGCAGGUUGAGUUCAUCCAUCGUAUUUCCGAAAACUCAAACUCCGGAACGGAAAGGAUGUUUGGAGCUGUUGCUAUUGGCAAGAAAGCGAAGUUUUAUCGAUUUGAUAGGAAAGCACAGCCUGAUCAACGAUUGGCUGGGCUUCACGAGGAUGUAUUUGAUUUGGAGAAGGUGGAUGGAUCUUCACAGGUUGAGGGUACGAUGAAUUAUAUCAAGACAAAUGCGUGGAAAUGGGUUACUGGUUGA
Molecule: messenger RNA, 579 nt
Organism: Penicillium coprophilum
Lineage: Eukaryota; Fungi; Ascomycota; Eurotiomycetes; Eurotiales; Aspergillaceae
Product: Cytochrome b5
Exons: 1
Coding region: 1-579 (192 amino acids)
Source: RefSeq, a predicted model, not a curated record